This is a messenger RNA of Pleurotus ostreatus (oyster mushroom), 1560 nucleotides long. RefSeq names its product histone deacetylase (gene RPD3). Gene Ontology annotation, molecular function: histone deacetylase activity. Lineage: Eukaryota; Fungi; Basidiomycota; Agaricomycetes; Agaricales; Pleurotaceae. The transcript is spliced from 13 exons. Bases 1 to 1560 code for a protein of 519 amino acids. The record is from RefSeq and is a predicted model, not a curated record.
AUGACCGCAAGAAUGGCACCUAUAGAGGGAGAGGCCAAGAAGCGUGUGUGCUACUUUUUCGACUCUGACAUUGGGGGAUUUCACUAUGGACCCGGGCAUCCAAUGAAGCCGACUCGUAUACGGAUGUGCCACUCGUUGGUUAUGAACUAUGGCUUAUACAAGAAAAUGGAAAUCUUCAGAGCGAAGCCAGCUACGAAGCGCGAAAUGACACAAUUUCAUUCAGAUGAAUAUGUUGACUUCUUGAAUCGAAUAACACCCAGCAAUAUGAAUAGUUUUAUCAAAGAACAGCACAAAUACAAUGUUGGGGAUGAUUGUCCUGUUUUUGAUGGUCUGUUCGAGUAUUGCUCAAUAUCAGCAGGGGGUUCAAUGGAGGGGGCAGCACGCUUGAGCCGUGAUAAAUGCGACAUUGCUGUAAAUUGGGCAGGAGGUCUGCACCACGCGAAGAAAAGCGAAGCGAGUGGCUUCUGCUACGUGAACGAUAUCGUUCUUGGAAUUCUUGAACUUCUACGAUAUCACCAGCGGGUACUUUACAUCGAUAUCGAUGUGCAUCAUGGAGAUGGCGUUGAGGAGGCUUUCUACACCACGGAUCGGGUAAUGACCGUUAGUUUCCACAAAUACGGGGAAUACUUUCCUGGGACGGGAGAGCUGAGAGAUGUCGGAGCGAUGAAGGGUAAGAAUUACGCGUUAAACUUUCCAUUACGCGAUGGUAUAUCCGACGAAAACUACAAAUCUGUCUUCGAACCGGUUAUACGACAAGUAAUGGAGACAUACGAUCCUUCGGCUAUCGUGCUGCAAUGUGGUACAGACUCCUUAUCCGGCGACAAGCUAGGUUGCUUGAACUUGUCUAUGCGAGGACACGCAAAUUGUGUGAAGUUCGUCAAAUCGUUCAAUAAGCCGCUACUUCUUCUAGGAGGCGGAGGAUAUACAAUGCGUAACGUCAGUCGGGCGUGGGCGUAUGAAACUGGUUUAGCAGCUGGCGUUGAGCUUGGCCCAGAGAUCCCAAUGAACGAAUACUACGAAUACUUUGGACCGGACUACGAAUUGGACGUGAAAUCAUCGAAUACGGACGAUAUGAACACACGGUCAUAUCUAGAUCGAGUGAAACGCAUCGUAUUCGAGAAUCUCAGGCAGAUAGGCGGCCCGCCCGGAGUCCAGAUGUCUGAUAUACCAAGUCAUCCUAUCGAUAGUCUGAUGGAUGAUCCCAAUCAAGAUGAAGACGACCUCGUUGAGCCCGACCAACGUCGGCCCCGAAGACUUCUGGACUCUAGGCGGCAAGCUGAUGGAGAGCUCUCGGAUUCGGAUGAUGAAGGCGAAGGAGGGCGAAGGGACCAUGCCAGCCACCACGACAGUGGACUCUCGAAUGGUUCUAACGGAAACGGUGGUGCACCUGGUCGCAAAUAUGGCGUCCUUACUGGUAUAAUGGCCUCUGCUCAGACUGGAGCUUCUCACGGAGCUGGUCCCAGCGGUCAGAAAUCUGCUCGUAUCCAUUCAUCGGGUGCCCAUGAGAUGGACGUCGACUCUCCCCCUCCGACGGAAAAUGGGGCCAGCACGCUUCGGUAG